UUCGCGAGGCUGCUGGGCCGGGUUCUGCUCUCGCCUUCUGCGCCUGCGCCCGCGCCUGCGCGUGGAGGGCCUGCUCAGUCCGCGGACAUGGAGGCGCCCGCUGCCCGCUUGCUGCUGCUGCUGCUGUGGGCCGUGGGGACGGCCCACGGUGCGGCCGCCGCCGCCUCGGAGACGCAGCUGGUGAAUGAGGACGUGAAGCGCACGGUGGACCUGAGCAGCCACCUGGCCAAGGUGACGGCCGAUGUGCUGCUGGCGCACCCGGGCGGCUCGGCCGCGCCCGUCUCCUCCUUCCUGCUGGCGCUGGAGCCCGUGCUCGAGGCUCGUCUGGCCCACCUCGGCGUGCAGUUAAAGGGAGAAGAAGAGGAAGAAAAUCAUUUGGAAGUACGAGAAGUAAAACUUAAAGGCAAAAGUGGGAAAGUAUUCACAGUGAAGCUUCCCUAUUCCCUAAGUGGAGGUGCCAAGAUCCGAGUGGUCAUUGAGACAGUCUUCACUCACGCUCUGCAGCCAUAUCCAACCCAGAUCACCCAGUCAGAAAAACAGUUUGUGGUUUUUGAAGGAAGCCAUUAUUUCUAUUCACCCUAUCCAACCAAGACACAGACCAUGCGGGUCAAGUUGGCCUCCCGAAAUGUUGAGAGCUAUACCAAGCUCGGCAAUCCUACCCGAUCUGAAGAUGUGCUGGAUUACGGUCCUUUCAAAGACAUUCCUCCCUUCAGUCAGGAUCCUUUUAAAGUGCAUUAUGAGAACAACAGUCCUUUCUUGACCAUCACUAGCAUGACUCGAGUCAUUGAAGUCUCUCACUGGGGCAAUAUUGCUGUAGAGGAAACAGUAGACUUAAAGCACACCGGUGCUGUGCUCAAAGGGCCCUUUUCCCGAUACGACUAUCAGAGACAGGCAGACAGCGGGAUUUCCUCCAUCAGGUCUUUCAAGACUAUACUCCCUGCUGCUGCUCAAGAUGUUUAUUAUAGGGAUGAGAUUGGAAAUGUCUCUACCAGCCACCUUCUCAUCCUGGAUGACUCUGUGGAGAUGGAAAUCCGCCCCCGCUUUCCACUCUUUGGUGGAUGGAAGACCCAUUACAUUAUUGGCUACAACCUUCCAAGUUACGAGUACCUUUAUAAUCUAGGUGACCAGUACGCUUUGAAGAUGAGGUUUGUGGACCAUGUGUUCGAUGAGCAAGUAACAGAUUCUCUGACUGUGAAGAUAAUACUUCCAGAAGGGGCUAAGAACAUCCAGGUGGACAGUCCUUAUGAGAUCAGCCGAGCCCCAGACGAGUUGCACUACACCUACCUGGACACGUUUGGCCGCACAGUGAUUGUUGCUCACAAGAACAACUUGGUGGAGCAGCACAUCCAAGACAUUGUGGUACAUUACACAUUCAACAAAAUCCUCAUGUUGCAGGAGCCCCUGUUGGUGGUUGCAGCCUUUUAUAUCUUGUUCUUCACAGUGAUCAUCUAUGUAAGGCUGGACUUUUCCAUCACAAAGGAUCCAGCUGCUGAAGCCAGGAUGAAGGUGGCUUGCAUCACCGAACAGGUUUUAACGUUGGUCAACAAGAGAUUAGGCCUGUACCGUCACUUUGAUGAAGCCGUCAACAAGUACAAGCAGUCACGAGAUGUGUCCACCCUCAACAGUGGCAAGAAGACUUUGGAAAUGGAGCAUAAAUCCUUGACUAAUGAGAUUGCAUCUUUGCAAUCCAGAUUGAAGACCGAGGGUUCUGAUCUUUGUGACAAAGUCAGUGAUGUCCAGAAACUAGAUGGUCAGGUGAAAGAUCUUGUGCUGAAAUCAUCAUUGGAGGCAGAGCGACUGGUGGCCGGCAAGCUCAAGAAAGAUGCCUACAUUGAGAAUGAGAAGGCCCUUUCUAGCCGACGACAGGAGCUGAUCACCAAAAUUGACAACAUCCUCGAUGCUCUGUAACCUGCAGCACUGCCUUAGCUACCUAGGAGCUACCCGAGCAAAGUGCUGGGGUGGACCCUCCGAGCUCAGAGCAGCUAUGCCUUUGGGGCAGUGGGGAGGAAUUAGGAAUGUUGGGAAGGAUGUUGGCUGCCAAAUUUUGCAAGUAUUGUAUGGGUUUUUAAACCUUGGUUCCUGACCCCUUAUUAUUGUCCCUAGGAGUGGUCAAGUCAAGCUGAGGGCACUAGGAGUCUUGCUUCUCCACAAACCUUUCCUGUGUUUGUUUAAAUAAACACACACAUACACACACACAAACUUUGUAUUUUGAGGAAAGGAAUCUGAGUUUGUACUUUUUUACUCCUCACAUUCAGCAAAUGCUUAUUAAAUGCCUGUCAUGUGCAAAACACUCUGCUGAGUGUUGGAGAACAUGUAAAGUUAUAAGGCCUAGGAUUAUACUUGGAGUUUUUAAAUACUUUGAACUGUGCCCUCCUAGCUUUAGAUGUUUGGGGUUUUUUGUUUUGUUUGUUUUGUUUUGUUUUUUAAUUUGUGUGAGACCAAACUGAAAUAAACCAGGGACUGUGAAUGUUUGUUAAA
This is a messenger RNA of Dromiciops gliroides (monito del monte), 2478 nucleotides long. RefSeq names its product ribophorin I (gene RPN1). Gene Ontology annotation, cellular component: oligosaccharyltransferase complex; membrane. NCBI's taxonomy places the organism in Eukaryota, Metazoa, Chordata, Mammalia, Microbiotheria, Microbiotheriidae. The transcript is spliced from 10 exons. The record is from RefSeq and is a predicted model, not a curated record. The coding region runs from base 88 to 1908 and encodes 606 amino acids.